GUUACUUAAAAAAAUUUUCUAGACCAAAGGGAAUGUAGCAGACUGCGAGUUUAAGUACAAACACUUGGGUUAAAAGCAAAUGUGUUAUAAUAAUGCUCUUACUUGACACAACUAUAUUGAGAACUUGAAUGGAGCAACACUAUAUAUAACCAUACAUGGGGUUUGAUUUAGCCAUGAAAAGCAACAGAGAGAAAUCUAAAUUGAGUGUUAGCAAUGGCAUCAUCUGAGAAGGAGCUCGCAGAAACUGAUAUCAAUGAAAUGUUGGUGAUCCGAACUCAUUUCAUGAGCAAUUUGCCAGCUAAUGAUGGGGGCCACUCUGUAAACAUGACGGUAGAUGCAUCUGGAACACAGAGAACCUUUGAAUACCAUACCUGGAGGGAGGGCAACCAGAGGCCAUUUUUAGAACAGGGUGAUGCAACUAUGUAGGCAACAAGGGGCUGAGGGUCAGAGACGAAAUCAUAUUUCAGUGCAUAGAUGGGUUACUGCACUACAAGAUUUGUGCUCAAAGAAAAAUUUCUUUGUUUAGGAAGGAGAUGUAGGGAGACAUCUAAAGUGUUUCAGCAAUGCAUCCUAUGUUGUUGUGAGUCUAAAUAAAGAACCAAUGCUUUUUAGUUCACAGUUUAGGUUUUGUUCUCUGUUGCUGUACUUGUGUCCUUGAAGUUAAGAAUGUUCAUGUAAUCUUUACCUUUUCUACGUGUGCAUGUUACCAUGCUCUAAUCUUUUCGUUUCUUCUUGCUCUUUUUGAUCAUAUAAUCUAAGAAACUGAGAAAGUGCCA
Messenger RNA from Rubroshorea leprosula, 776 nucleotides. NCBI's taxonomy places the organism in Eukaryota, Viridiplantae, Streptophyta, Magnoliopsida, Malvales, Dipterocarpaceae. The record is from the annotation of a GenBank genome assembly.